This is a messenger RNA of Centrocercus urophasianus (Greater sage-grouse), 2193 nucleotides long. It is a transcript of the gene AGA, whose product is annotated as aspartylglucosaminidase. The coding region runs from base 30 to 1064 and encodes 344 amino acids. The transcript is spliced from 9 exons. Lineage: Eukaryota; Metazoa; Chordata; Aves; Galliformes; Phasianidae. Gene Ontology annotation, molecular function: N4-(beta-N-acetylglucosaminyl)-L-asparaginase activity. Gene Ontology annotation, cellular component: lysosome. Gene Ontology annotation, biological process: protein deglycosylation. The record is from RefSeq and is a predicted model, not a curated record.
GCGAAAGCGCCGCCGGACGGAGCGCAGUGAUGGCGACGGCGGUAGUCUGCUUUGUACUGAUUGCCCUGCAGCUGGUGGGCCCGUGUGGGGCGGCCGGCGCCGCUCUGCCCCUAGUCAUCAACACUUGGGCGUUUAGGAAGGCCACAGAGACAGCAUGGAGAACAUUACAGUUGGGUGGUUCAGAGCUGGAUGCUGUUGAGAAAGGCUGUGGUCAGUGUGAGAUUGACCAGUGCGACGGGAGUGUGGGAUAUGGAGGAAGCCCAGAUGAAAGUGGGGAAACAACACUGGAUGCAAUGAUUAUGGAUGGAAACACUAUGGAAGUUGGGGCAGUUGCAGAUCUCAAACAUGUGAAAAAUGCAAUUGGUGUAGCACGAAAGGUCAUUGAGCACACUAAGCAUACAUUAUUAGUGGGAGAGUCAGCCUCCCUGUUUGCUGUACGCAUGGGGUUUCCAUAUGAAGAUCUAACUACCCAAAGAUCUCUUUCAGUGUAUUCAAGGUGGCUUAAUCAAAGCUGUCAGCCAAACUACUGGAAGAAUGUGGUACCAGAUUCUUCAAAAUCCUGUGGACCAUAUAAGCGGCUUGAAAAAGUUUCAUUUGAAGAAGAGACCAUUUCACAAAGAAACAUUCAUAAUCACGAUACUAUUGGUAUGGUUGUAAUUGGUAAGAGUGGAACCGUUGUUUCUGGGACAUCUACUAAUGGUGGCGUCCACAAAAUUCCGGGUCGUGUUGGAGAUUCUCCAAUAGCUGGAGCAGGAUCCUAUGCUGAUAGCACAGCUGGAGGAGCUGCAGCCACUGGAGAUGGUGACACCAUGAUGCGUUUCUUACCCAGCUAUCAGGCAGUGGAAUAUAUGAGGAUGGGAACAGACCCGACAGUAGCCUGUCAGAAGGUUAUUUCCAGGAUUCAGAAGCAUGUUCCAAAGUUCUUUGGUGCUGUUAUAUGUGCCAAUACAACUGGAAGUUAUGGUGCUGCAUGUAAUAAAAUUCCAGGAUUCACUCAGUUUCACUUCAUGGUUUUUAGCCCUUUGCAAAGUCAGCCUGCUGAACAAGUAGUAGAUUGCAUUUAAUUUCUUUUACCCUGUUAUCGUCUAAACUUAGAGGGGGAAAGUGCUAAGAUUCCCAAGUUAUCACUGUUUAAAAUAUUUAUUUGAUUUUGUUGUUUUGAAAUCAUGUGAACAAGUAUAAAUAUAUGUUGAUGUGGAUGCUUCGCAGUUCUUAAUAUGUUCUGUUUUCACAUUGUGUAGUGUUGUUAAACUUGAGCUGUAGUUUUUUCAUCUCCUUUAUUUGCCAAAUUAUUUCUAAAUGAUUUCAGGGAGGUAUUUUAGAGGAAGAUUUUAAAAAAAUAGACUCCGUGUACUUUCAGGAAAGUGGAUAAAACUGCAAAAUUAUAGUUACUGCUGGCAUAUUCACAGUUAGCCUGGAAGGAUUCUGCUUUAAAAAUCAACAUUUAAGUGAAAUGGCUGAAAUUAAUGUGUCUCACUACUGAAGUCGCUUAAGUCGGGAAUUUAAUAGAUGUUACCUUACGUCUCAACUACUUUUUGCAAAUCUAACAGUCAAACUGUGGUUCUCAAUACUGCACGAAGUUAUCUAUUCUAUAUUCACUUCCAAGUAGUGCCAUGUUUCAUCCAUUUUUUGGGAAGUAGAGAUUUGGUCAUUGGAAAAAAAACUUUCAAAAAAGGCUCAUAAAGUAGACAGGUAAUCAUAUGGCAUGUACAGAGAUGAAGUGUCCAACAGCUCUUCUGUGUCUGCUUUCUUAACAGCUAAAUAAACAAAAGUAGUGUAUAAUAACCACUGUCUAGACAUUCACUUUUCCAUUUAAAAACAAGUAUUUGGCAGAAAUAUGGAAUAAAGGGCAGGAAGGAGAAAGGGCUCUGUAUCUAUACAGGAGAUUUAUUUUAAGAAUGUAUAGUUGUCAUUCUGAGAUUUAGUCCCGGUUUUCCUUUCCCUUGAAAAGAAAAUUACAUGCAAAUGUUAGCAAGCAAGGAAAGAGAACUGAAGAAUAGUGAAGAUUUUGAAGUCUCAAUUAAAAGAUUGAGAAAUGAGAGAACUUUUUUUGAAAAUAGCUGAAAAUGUCUUUGUAUGGAGAGGAAAUCCUGUUAGUACACGUUUUCAAGGAAUGUUGAAAUAUUUUGAUAGUAAAUGGGAUGUGAGACUGAUUUUUCCACAUUGUAAAUUAAAUUAUGAAUCUUAAUCACA